AUGACGGGCAGCAAAUCCUCAGUGCAGGAGAGAAUCGAAGUUCCGCCCUCUCCAGCUAGCUUGUUCGGAGAAAUCGCCUUGUCCAAGCACUCCCCACAGCCAACCAGUUUUUUGGCAGUGUCCGAUAAUAUCGGUUGUCCCGAAUCGCAAUCAACUGAGAAAUCAUCAUCGGCUCUGAGCUCCUCAUUCAGGAAUGUGUCUGCCUGUAACCGAUGUCGACUGCGGAAGCAUCGAUGUGAUCAACAAUUACCACGGUGCCGAUCGUGUGAAAAGGCCCAUGUUCGAUGUGUGGGUUAUGAUCCAGUUACCAAGCAAGAGAUACCUCGAAGUUAUGUCUACUUCCUGGAAAACCGGAUCAAAUAUCUCAAGACCACUUUGGAGAAACAUCAAAUCGAUUUCAAGCCACCGGCCGCUUUCGAUGACGAGGCGACCAGCGAACCCCAGGCCGCAAACCUCUUUUCACCGACUCUGAAAUCCGAAAACUCAGGUUCCACUUCGAAUCAACCUGCGGAGAAAAAGGACGGUCCUGAAUUGAUGCAGCCUUUGGAUUCAAUUAUCCUCGAUCUUCUUUCUGGAAAGGAUGCCAAGUUUGCGAUCACAAAAAUGGACGCAGGCUGCUCCACGGCCUUCACCAACCCCACUUCGAUUCGCACAUCCUUCUUCGGUUUUUACGGCGAACGAUCAACACACGCCUUUGUGGAGCUUCCCGCUCGAGAUGAAGCAGAGCGUUUGGUGGAGCAAUACUUCAUUCGCACAAAUCUCCAAUUGCCCGUUCUCCAUCGAGAAGAAUUCGAAACACUCGUCGAUCAUAUAUAUUCCGUCCCCAGCAAAGAUCAUCAGACAAAUCAGCUUUAUUUUCUAUUCAUCAUUCUUGCGAUUGGUUCUGCCUCGGAGAGACGUUCAGGGGAAUUUUCCUACUCCACCCAGCUCCACUAUGACUGGCCCACGGCAGGAUCGCGAAAGCGAAAGAGGUCAGCUGAGUGUGUUCGAACCCCGGAAGAAUACCAUGCCUCUGCUAUGGUGUGUCUAGAGGGAUCUCUUAAUUCAAGUAGCUCUUUGGACCGAUUCAGUGAUUAUGAAGAGCUCCAAGCAAUGAUACUUCUCUGUAGCUUUGCUCUUUUCGAGCCGGUGACUCCAGGAUUAGGAAGCCUAGUGGAAAUAAUCAUUCGCUCUGCUGUCGACCUCAGACUCUACUCCGAGCAAGACACUGCCAGCUUCACCAGAGAGCUACCCGAAACUCAAUCUGCCAAUGGGGUACAUCAGGACUGGGUCGAUGAUUUACGAAGACGUCUAUGGUGGUGUGUCUACAGUCUAGAUCGCUUAAUUGCGCCGUAUCUCGGUCGGCCAUUCUUCAUUCCGGAUGAUGUUGUGACAACUCUUUUUCCCUCCACCCUCGAUGACAGAUUCAUCACAAGGCACGGAAUCCUAGCGUCAUCGGAAAACCGAAACGGUUACAAGCAUGCAGCACAGCAUUACCUCAGGCUGCGGAUUCUACAAUCAGAGAUCCAUAGCGUUCUCCAGCACCAGCAAGCACUCGCCAAGAGAGAACGGCACUCGGGUCAGCAAAAUCUCAAUCAAAAACCGUCUACCUUUCUGCGAGACUUUUCCUCAUUCACGUCGUGGCAAAGGGAUGUCAGCGCCAGACUUGAUGAAUGGAAAGACACAAUGCCAACGCUCGAGCACCAAUCAGAUAGACUGGCUUUGGAACUCGACUUUUGGCAGACCAUGCUUUUGCUCUAUAGGUGGAGCAUAAAAAUACCAUCUGAGCUAGUUCGAAAUCCUUCUACAAUCAAUGCCAACCUUCAGCAACUUCUUCCAGACACGCCACGGGAUCUGGACUGGGCUCAUUUCAAGGUUGCAGAGGCCAGUUCAAAAGCGCUACACAUAUAUCGCCUGCUGCAGAACUUUGGGCUUAUUACUUCUUUCUACCUGGCGACUCAUCAGAUCUUCAUUGCAGGUAAGCCUUUAAUAAAGCCUUGUUUGAGAGGAUUCUAA
Messenger RNA from Penicillium argentinense, 1995 nucleotides. RefSeq names its product Zn(II)2Cys6 transcription factor. The coding region runs from base 1 to 1995 and encodes 664 amino acids. The record is from RefSeq and is a predicted model, not a curated record. Gene Ontology annotation, molecular function: zinc ion binding; DNA-binding transcription factor activity, RNA polymerase II-specific; sequence-specific DNA binding. NCBI's taxonomy places the organism in Eukaryota, Fungi, Ascomycota, Eurotiomycetes, Eurotiales, Aspergillaceae. Gene Ontology annotation, biological process: DNA-templated transcription; positive regulation of transcription by RNA polymerase II. The transcript has a single exon.